Messenger RNA from Neodiprion fabricii, 939 nucleotides. RefSeq lists its product as uncharacterized. The record is from RefSeq and is a predicted model, not a curated record. Bases 372 to 809 code for a protein of 145 amino acids. The transcript has 3 exons. NCBI's taxonomy places the organism in Eukaryota, Metazoa, Arthropoda, Insecta, Hymenoptera, Diprionidae.
AAUCAGAAUGCAGAUUACAUCCGUCCAUCUCCCCACCCCCAAGCACACAAAACGAAAGGAAAAAUAAAUCAUUGAAGAUACGACAGCAAGCAAAACAAUGGAAAGCUGCGAUAUGAAAUUAAUUGGACUAGUUGAAAAAGCCCCGUGCUUAUAUGAUAAAAGUAGCGGUGAUUAUAAAGAUAGGGUAAAAAAAAAACUAUACGUGGUUCCGUAUUGCCCGGGAGUUGGAUAUUUCAACUGAGGAUUGUGAGAAGAGGUGGACGUUGCUGCGUGAGCGUUUUUCACGGGAAAAGCGCUGUGCCAGAAUUGGUCCACCAUCGGGAGCUGCAGGCGGUGUUUCCGACCGGCAGCCAUCAAGCUAUUUCAAAGCGAUGCAAUUCCUCGACUUGCACGUCAAACCAAGAAAGACAAUUGGUAAUAUUCCACAAUGCUCUUCCCAGAAGAAAACAUUGUCUUCGGAUGAAGAACCAGAUAUGGACCCGUCAGCGCAUGAAUGGGAUGUGUAUGAAUUUCUAAAUUCGAAUGAUGAAAAUCAGUACAAAGAGGACUCUAUCGGCAUGAUUAUAACGGAUGAAAAUGGAAAGGAGAAUCUACCGCCCAAGAAAAGGCGAACUGUCCCAUUAACGAAUCCUCCACAAGAAGGAAAUGGAAAAAAAGUGACAAAAAACAACAAUGAAGAUCUGAUCGAAACGGUGAAAGAUACAUUGAAAACCGUACAGCACUUUUUGAGCAACGACCAAGAUACAAAAUCUGAUAUAAAUUGGAAUUUUUGUAUGAUGUUGUACAGUCAAAUGAAAAAAUUAUCAUAGAAAAAAAAUAAGACGGCACGGAGACGCAUACUAGAGCUUAUGGAUGUAAUCGAAAGCGACGAUAGUGAUUCUUGUAUAUUUAAAAAAUCUUUCAUGAUCGUGAUUUUGAAUAAACUUGAAUAGGUUAUUG